ACCAAGCACUACCUUAAUUCACCAUGUCCAUAGCCACCUGAUCAUCCUAGUAAGCUCUCUUUUCUCUCACACGCUCCCGAAACCUGAAAUGUCUCACGAGGUACACGAUGAAGGUGGUAUGCCGAUGCCUCCGAUGGCGAUGACACCACCGUCGACAAAGCCCAUGGGCGACCUGAGCAACACAUCUGAUUCUUCCAUGAUCAUGAACAAGAGCCUCUACUGGGGCAACGACGUCAUUAUACUCUUCUCCGGCUGGCCUGGCCACGACCACCCCGGCAUGUAUGUCUUAUCUCUCGCCUUCCUCUUCCUCCUCGCCAUCGCCGUCGAGAUUCUGUCAGUGGGUCCUACUCUGAAGCCAACCGCAACUCCUCUAGUCUCCGGGGUUACUCAGACGGGUAUAUAUGCCCUGCGCACCGUUUUGGCUUACUUGGUCAUGUUAUCUGUCAUGUCUUUCAAUGUUGGAGUCCUCAUAGCCGUGGUGGCUGGCCAUGCCCUAGGUUUCUUUGUCGUCAAGGUUCGUGCGCUUAACCACCUCGCCAGCCAAGCCGAUCCGACCGAUUCGCUCAAAGUAUGAUCGAUGAUGAAUCAGAGUGUCUUCUUUUCAAUUAAGUGGCUCCAGUUUUAUAUUUGGUACGUUGUGGUUUGUUUGUUACCUUUUGUAUCAUAUUGCUCAUAGCUCGUCUGGUUCUGGUUGUCUCAUUUAUGUAAGCUUUCUUGUGUGGAACUUUUCGUUGUUGUUGCUGUAUCAUUUUCUACUUAUUUAUGCGUGCUUGUUGUGCUU
This is a messenger RNA of Argentina anserina (silverweed cinquefoil), 781 nucleotides long. RefSeq names its product copper transporter 6-like. The record is from RefSeq and is a predicted model, not a curated record. Gene Ontology annotation, cellular component: plasma membrane. The transcript has a single exon. Gene Ontology annotation, biological process: copper ion transmembrane transport. Lineage: Eukaryota; Viridiplantae; Streptophyta; Magnoliopsida; Rosales; Rosaceae. Bases 89 to 574 code for a protein of 161 amino acids. Gene Ontology annotation, molecular function: copper ion transmembrane transporter activity.